This is a messenger RNA of Phialemonium atrogriseum, 1821 nucleotides long. Its product is annotated as H3 K56 histone acetylation protein KAT11. The transcript has a single exon. The coding region runs from base 1 to 1821 and encodes 606 amino acids. Gene Ontology annotation, biological process: DNA replication-dependent chromatin disassembly; DNA damage response; regulation of DNA-templated transcription. Gene Ontology annotation, cellular component: nucleus. The record is from RefSeq and is a predicted model, not a curated record. NCBI's taxonomy places the organism in Eukaryota, Fungi, Ascomycota, Sordariomycetes, Cephalothecales, Cephalothecaceae. Gene Ontology annotation, molecular function: histone H3K56 acetyltransferase activity.
AUGGCCUCUACAAAUCCCUCCAGCUCGAAUCACGAGCGCCCAACCAGCAGCCUCCUCCUGGAGAAGCUCGCCGCGGUUCUGCCAAAAGGCUACAAGUUCGGCGUGUAUCACCUCUCGACCCCUCCGACGCGUACCGAUGCUCUUUGCUCUCCCCCGCCGGGAGUAUCGCCAGACAAGACAUACCGGGAAAAUCACUUUCUUGCCCUUUCAAUCGACACCGAGACCGAGACGAAUAGCGACAAUCCUAAGGGUUCGUUGCCCAAGCAAACUCUAGUCCUUGCCUUGGAAGUCCUCAUUUUUACGACUGCCUAUUCGACUAUAAUAUUCGUCUCCAAGGCCGACUCGACAGGUUACCUCCAGCUUCUCGGCCUGCCGAAGGGGACUCCAUCCCCGAUCCGAGAGGUCUGCGCCACGUUCCUCGCCUUCCUCGCCGAACACCGGCGGAGAAAGGGUAUACAAACGGUCGUCAGUCUGUUUGCGCGCGCGCAAUCGCAGUAUCUGUUCCCCGGCAGCGUUGAAAACAGUGGCAAGCACGUCCUGAAUGACCGCGAGCUGGUCAAGUGGUGGUGUCGAGUGCUGAAUCCGCUGCUCGAGAAGCGAGUAGAGAGGACACAGCGGAGGCAGGAGCAAUGGGGCGAUAUCAAGGGCUAUCUCAUAGUCCCAGGCCUCGAUCAUUAUGAAACUCGAGCGUUCCUCCCUCGGGACCCAGGGAGCGCGGCAAACUGGGCGGUUGGUCACCCAUUGGAGAAGAUCUCCCAUUACACGGCCGAGUAUGACUGGGUUCCUCCCAGAUGCCUGAUCCCCCGAUAUCCCGACGAUCCCAAGUCACGCUUCCGUGGCGAGCUGGAUGAGGAGGCUGCGAAAUGGAAACAGGAUAUGGGCUCAUGGAAGAGUGUCAAGAGCCUGGAUCAGUUCUGGGAGAUGAUGGCGUUCCGGCAGGAGUGCUCUAGCGGACGCCUAACAGGGUUUAUUUGGGUGGUAUUCGAUGCCAAGACGGCCGGCGUCACCUCGCAGGUAUCGGGACCGCCCCCUGCUCCAUCUGCCGUCAAUCUACCCCCCACAGAACCGCCAUCAACUCCACCUCGCCGCCGUGCUGGCAUUCCCAUCCGCACACCGCAGUCAUCGCCGUUGAAAGUCCAAGCGACCCCAGAAUCUGCAAAAACUACCCCAUCUAAGUCCAGUGGAAAGACGGAGGAAGGGGAGAAGAAGAAGAAGAAAAGGAAGCUAACAGGCCGCAUCAUCCCCCGCCAGCCGCACAUCAAAACCCACCAGAGGAACUACCUCCUCGACCGCCCCAUCUCCACGGCAUAUUACCACUGGCCCCCCGAAGGCCGGGGCGAACGGAUCGUGGACGAGUCAGACUACAAGCGCAUCGUCGAGCUGCUGCUGCACCUUGACUUCGCCACUCUCGCGAAGGCAUGCGGCAGCACCAAGCGGUGGAUCGGCGAGGUCGCCAUGGGCUCCACGUGGGGCCGCGAAGUCGUCGGGACCGAUGAAUCCACCCCGCCGGCGAACGCGGCCGCUGCGACGGUGACCAACCUGUCCGGUCUUAUCAAGAGGAAGCGCCCGGCGGCGGAAACCGGCGGGGCUGCCCCCGGAGAGAAUGGGGAUGCGGCUUUGGCGGCGGCGCCCGGCAAGACGGUCAAUGUCCUUGGGGCGGGCCUCGUGAGGAAGAAGCGGAAGGAGGGGGAUCAAGCUUCGGCUGCCGCGGUGGCGAAUGAAGUUCCUGGUGUUGCCGGCAAGGCGGGAGCAGGCCAGGAUCAGCCGAAGGUCAACGUUCUCGGCGCAGGGCUCGUCCGGAAGAAACCCAAGACGGCGUGA